Messenger RNA from Lingula anatina, 5645 nucleotides. RefSeq lists its product as uncharacterized. The record is from RefSeq and is a predicted model, not a curated record. NCBI's taxonomy places the organism in Eukaryota, Metazoa, Brachiopoda, Lingulata, Lingulida, Lingulidae. Gene Ontology annotation, molecular function: protein binding.
GAAGUUUCAUCAAGUAGUUCAAAAGAGUUUUACAGAGUUGAAAGCAAUGGCCAACUAUAGACUUUCACCAAAGUAUGAACUUCCCAAUGUGGGUGGGAGCUGGGUAAAGAGAGUAGAGUUGGACCAGCACCUCCAGCACCUGUAUUGUUGCUCAGACACAGAUCUCCAUGCUUAUGACCUGCAGGGAAACCUGCUGUUCCAGUUCAACAAUGCUCAUUCCAUGUCCAUAACAGGGUGUGCAUUUUCCCUGCACUCUCGGCUGCUCAUCACUUGCUCAAUGGAUACAGAGGUGAAAGUAUGGAGCAUUACUGGUGGCCUGGUGCACACAUUCAGAGGUCACUCCAAAGCGGUCACCAACCUGGUGCUCCACCCAGAGACGUCCUCCAUUGUCAUUACGUCCUCACUGGACGGCAGUGUCCGGCAGUGGUCACUGGACACCAUGGACAUGUUGUACAGUGUCGUGAUCUCCUCAGAUGGAGUGCUGUGGAUGGGUGUUACGGAGGAUAAAAGCCUGUAUGCCAGCACAGUAAGGAACAUCACAGUGUGGAAUCUCAACUAUGUGUGUCAGUUCUGGGGUCUGACCAGAAGUAAGCUGAUGUCUCUGCAGCUUUACCCCAGUGAGAAGAAAUCUGCAAGGGUGGUCGCUGAAGGAGACGACAGCAGCAUCCGUAUCUUCAACCGAGCCAGUAGAAAGAAUCUGUCCAUAGUGUUGCCACCGCCACCAAUCUCUCCUCUACAACAUAUCAAACACAUGACCUAUUGUAGGGAGAUUAAUGUCAUGUAUGUCCUCAUCAAUGCAAAGGAACUGUGGCUGUAUACAACAAGAACUGACCCUGCCUGCAGGAUGGCUGUGUGGGAUGUCCAUGACAUACAGGAGUCUCUGCUGUUGGGAAAUGAACCUGAGGAGGAGGGGGAUGAAGAGGAAGAGGCAGAAAAGGAGAAGACAAAAGGAGAGAAGAAGAAAAAAGGAAAGGGAGGAAAAGAAGAGAAGGAGGAAGUUGAAAAGAAAGCUCAAGAGGCUGCUACUGCAAAGAAAUUGCGUAAAAAUCUCACCAAGAAUGUCCCCAACCACCGCGCCACAGAGCAUGGCGUGGGGACAGAAACCAUCACAGAUGUGAACUGUGUCUGUGCCCUUGACUCCAUAGCCAUCAUGUGGUCCGAGGAUGGGAUGGUCUGUCCUCUCACACAGCAGUAUCUACUGAUGGGACUGGAGGAUGGAAGAAUUCUCUUCAUGGAUCCCAUGGUGAAAGCCAAGAAAUAUUUCCAGUUUAGGGCAAAUAAAGAUCCAAUUGUAGAUAUCAAGCAGAACCUUGCUCACAACACCUUCCUGACCCGGUGCUCCCAGAAAGGUGCUGAUACAAUCCAGAUCUGGUCCCUGCCAGACCUGGUGCUACAGUAUGAGGUCUUCUGUGCCCCUCAAAUUACAACAUAUGCCAGACUGACCCACACCCUGCUGUGUGGCUACAGUGAUGGAGUGCUGGAGUUUAAUGAGUUAGUGCCCAUGGAGGACCCGGGACCCCUCCGAGCCAGUGGCUACCUUGCGAAGGGUACAAAAGGAGUGAUUGCCAAGCCUGAGGACCUUGUGGCUGAUAUGACACACAAAAGAUGUAACACAGAACACAAGGAGGCCAUUGUGGCUAUAGAUGCUUGUACAGCUAAGUCUCUCUUCUGCAGCAUAAGCUCUGAUGGAGCCAUUAAACUGUGGGAAGAACUUGGGUAUGCGUUGCUAAUGGAGAUCAUGUUGAAUGAUACCUUAUGUGGGGGGUGCUUUUUGAACAACAAGGGGGACCUGCUGCUGGGAUUUCAGAACCAUUUGUUCAGCAUUGAGCUAAGCACAGUGUAUCCUGGUUUAAGAUCUGGGGAGGAUGAGGAUGAAGACAAGGAUGAUGCAGACUCUGAUAUCUUUGAGGAUCCAUAUGUGGUGUAUGAAGGCAUACCUAGCAAUGAGGACCUGUUAACUAUGGACAGAUAUCUGGUACCUUUCAAGAUGAACUUCUCCAGGGAUUUCUUGGAGGGCAAUAUGAAGCAAUCAAAUGCCAAACUGGAAGGGGGACCUUUACUGAGUGACAGUGAGACAGAUAUUUCCAUGGCUCCCACUGACACCUACCUGUCCCCCCACGACACCCCGCGGAACCUGUCUCUGCUGGACCUGACCCUGGCUGCAGAUGUAAGCAAAUAUGACCUGCUGGAGAGAGAUCUGACAGAAGCUGGGCUCCUCAGGGCCAUUCAAGACAGCCAGAGUAUAAAAUCUAGAGUCAUGACAAAGAAAGACAAACUUAGACUUAAGAUGUUGGAGAAAAGAGCAAAAAGUUUAGAGAAACCAUCACUGGGGCCAGACUCAGAUGGAGAGGCCCUGGAAGAGGAUACUGUGAAAACUAUCAGAAAAUCAAAGAAGAAUGUCUCAAGAAGAAAGACUCGUCGCCGAGGUAUCACUGGCAUGACAAGUGAAGAGGAGGAUUGGGAGGGCCACAGAUAUGACCUACCACACUUUGGACAGUCUCCAGGACCCACCCCCACCCCCAGCCCCCCCUCCACCCCCAACACACCAAGUCAGAUGUCAGUCUCAGAGGGAGGAGAGAGCACAGAGGAGGAGGUCGAGGUAGAGGAGAAACCUAAGGCAGUAGCAGCCCAGCCAGUGACCAAGAAGACCACAGCCAAGGCCCCAGUCCAGGACAUCAUGAAGCAGAAGAUAGUGGAGCCAGUGACAGAGAAAAGGGUGGACAUGUCCAAGGUCAAAAUUGACACUAAGUCCUUAUUUGCCAAUAAACGGGUCGUGAUGACCCAGAAAAAAGAAGCUGACCAUGGCCAUCAGAAAUCUGGAGGAUCUGUGCUGGAGUCUGAGCUAUCCAAACCAAAACGAGAAGUGGUUAAGAAGCAGAUGAAGUCAGACAGGAAGAAGCCAGUGAAGAAGUCUGUUGUAGACUCAGAUGACAGCAGUGAGGAGGAGGAGCCCCCUCCUAGGAGACCACCUGUUAAAAAGAAAGCAGCAGCAAAACCAGUCAAGAAAGUAGCUCAGCCAAAAGUGGAAGAAUCUCCAAGAGAGCCAGAGCCUGCCAAACCAGAGAAGUCUCGGGAGUUUGAGAAACACUCUGCUAAUCUGGAAGUUGGCCCAAGGAAAUUUGGUGCAGGAGCUGGAGCCGGCGCCAGUUCCUCUGGCAAAGCACCACCUCUCCCACAGAAGAAGAAAACCCCUAUACAAUAUAAUCAAGUUGCCAAGUCAGAGUCUGGCAUUGGGGAAGAGGAGCUGACUGAAGCAGCAGUUUUAGCUGAGGAUACAAGUGCUCAACAAAAUUCUGAGGCUGGUCAGAAUGAAGCUCAAAGUCAAGUGGAUGAAGCAGAUGAUCCUGACAGGGCUAUGUCAGCUAAAUCCAGCAGGUCAAGGAAGUCUGGUUCCUCCUCAGCAAAAAGCCUAAAAUUUGGAAUUGACGCAAGCUUGGAUUUUGAUACAGAUGCGACAAGUGAACAGUACAAUGAGAGUGCAGCAGACAUGGAGGCACUGGAACGCUCCACUCUCACCUCCCCAGACCCCAGCCGGCGAUCUAUCACCCCUGGAGACGGAUUUUACUCAGACACAGACUCCAUCCGUGAUGGUCAGAUGAGCAUGGACACCAUGUCCAUCCUUGAUCGAGGGUCAUUGUUGCCAGUGGACAGUGUCAGUAUGAGGUCCUUUCUGCUCAGUCCAGGAGACAGACUACAGGCUGGAGCAGACGACAUGAGGUCCUCCAUUAUGACACCUGCCACUCCAACAGGUAGGAUUCCAACUUGCCUAGAUCUUAGAUACACUGACAUUACGCGUCCACUGAGGCCUCACACAGCAGGAGUAUACUACAGGGACUACAGUGAACAUGGAGAUGAUGUGCAGGAUCUUGAAGCCACCUACAUGGAUGCAUUAAGGAGAUAUCAAAAUUCACCUGGUGUUGCGCCUCUAGAUAAACUGUACAGAAAUGAUGGCACCUCCUUUGAUGAUCACUGGCAGGAGAGAGCCAUAGAGAGACACUUGCUGCUGAAGAUGCAGAGACAGCUGAGAAGUCAGAGUGCUGCAGAGAGAAGACAGCUGCUGGACCUGAGGCAGAAACAAAAGAGGAAAGCACUUUUAGGCCACCAUAAUUGUGAUCAGCCACAUUUGAAUGGUCAAAAUCGUGCGUCCAGAGCGGCUGAGGUUGCCAUGCAUCUGUUCCACGUGGAACGUGCCAACACCCCCGUGUCUACCACCAGGGGGAAUGACCGCAGUAAAAGUGCUCCUGCUGGUCAGGUGCGAGGUGGUGGUCAGCAGGUGCCCCCUACCACCCCCAAGACGGCCUUUGUCCAGCCAGUGCCACAAAUGGACAAGGCAGAACUAAGUGCUGAGAGACCUUUCAGGAUACGGAUCAGCAGUGAAGCCCCCCAGUUGCCAGUCCAGACCACAAGAACUAAGGAAGUGCAGUUUGAUGCUAGGGCCAAGAGUGCCCACCACGGGCCAGAGCGAGGCCAGCGGCAGGGGUCUGCCAUCUUUGUCCGACCCCAGUCCACCACGCGGUCAAUACCCAGCAAGUGCAGUCGCUAUAUUCUCAUCAACCAUCCCAAGCGCAGGUCGCCAUAUACCACUCCCACCCCACUGGAGGAACAGCUUCUGAAGCAGAGGUUUCCCGAGCAGUCAAAGAGGAUCCUGCCCAAACCAGCCAGGGACAGGGACAGAGUGUCACGUGCUCACCUGGCGGAGUACACCUCCCUGCCUUUACACUUCUAACAAGGAGAUGAGAUUGUUGCUCUGUUGGUGAAAUAGCAGACUUCCUGUGCAAUGUAACACAAAACCGACAAAGCCACACAGUGGCUCUGAAAUUAGAUGAUUGAGUGACAUGAAAGUUUUUUUUUGUAAGACCAAAUAUAGCAAACAAAGCGCCAGUAGUUGACCUUAUCAAGCAUAGUGUAGUAAGGAAAAUUGGCAGCUAAACUUGAAUUAUUCAGGAACAGCUUCCAUUAUCAUACUUUGCCCAAAAUGUCUGAAUGGCAUAUUUUGCUCAAGCCAUCAAGUUUGUAGCAAAUGAAUGAAACUAGAAUACACAAAAGGUUCAGAAUAGUUGGAGGGUUGGAGUAAAGUGUGGGAAAUACUUUAGACCAAGUGCCAUAUGCCUGAGAACCCAUCAUACAUAGUUUUUAUGUGUCAGCAUUUUUAUUGUAGACUCUGAGCUGUAAGUAUGUAAACUUUUAUAAAUAUUUAAAAAAAGAUUUGUGAUAGCAAAGAAUGUUAUGUGACAAAGCGUACAGUUAGUUGUGUUGUUAAGAUGCUAUGUUGCGUUUGUUUUUGUAUACUGUGUGUGUAAACAGUAUAGUAUAUUGAGAGAUCUGUGAUGUUAUAGUUCUUCAUUGAAAGAAUGUGCAAAACUGUGAUCAAGUUAUUUUUAGUUAACAACAUUUUGUUUUACAGUCAAUGUUAUAAUAUGAGUAAUGGAUAUUUGAAUGUAAACUCAAAGUUAAUAUUUUUGCUUGUGAUGUAUAAAUAUUAUUGUCAUUAUCCAAAUAUAUACAACGUUUGUCUCUAUAAAAUGUUUUUGUUAUGUAAAACAUCUAGCAAAGGACAUAACAGUAACAUCAACAUUAUGUCAACUGUAAACAUGACGUCGCUGCUGAUAAUUAUCUACAAUCUAUUAGACAUAAUAAUGCUUAAG